Molecule: messenger RNA, 5691 nt
Organism: Phascolarctos cinereus (koala)
Lineage: Eukaryota; Metazoa; Chordata; Mammalia; Diprotodontia; Phascolarctidae
Source: RefSeq, a predicted model, not a curated record
CCACGGCCUCCUAACUAUCCCUUUCAUGCUUGGUUAUGAGGCCCCUGCUUUUCUUCACUGUCCUCCUCUGGCUCAGGGGAACCUUCGCAGAGGAUGAAGAUGGAUGCAACCAGGUAGAGGUGCCCGCAGAAAGUGAGCAUGGAGGACAACCUCUGCAGGUGAACGUCAGUAGUCAAGGUCAGCCGGCGAGCCUGGUCCUGAACUGGGGGACUGGAGUCCCAGCUGGGCGGGGCUAUGUUCUCCGUCUUACCCGCCUAGGCUUCUCUGCCCCUCUGGAGAAGCUGCAGCUCCAGGUUGGCCCCAAUGCCAGUGGCUUCCAGUUCCAGGACCUGAUCCCUGGGAGCCACUACCAGCUUGAGGUGACGGUGCUGCUACCCUGCUCCCAGAAUUCCACUAUCACCCUCACAGCUCAGACGACACCUUCACCUGUCCACAACCUGACACUCCGCAACUCUGGGAGCCCAUCUAGGUUAGAGGCUACUUGGGAGUCUGCUUCUGGACAACUAGAUGACUACCAGCUUCUCCUUUACCACUUGGAGUCUCAGACAUUGGCGUGGAACAUCUCGGUGACUCCAGGAACUCUCUCCUGCCAUUUUGGCAGUCUCCUGCCAGGCAGUGAAUAUGCCCUAUGGGUCACAACCUGGGCUGGUGACCUCUAUGCCAAGACCAGCAUUCGUCAGUGGACAACUCCAACACCACCAGAACAUUUAGCGUUGUUUGCCAUGGGGACCAGCGCCCUUCAAGCCUCUUGGAGCAGGGCUGAGGGGGCAGCUUGGUUUCAUCUGACUCUUCUGGAUCUCUUGGAUGGUGCUAUCCUCACAGCUGUGGCCCAGCGGGGGACCACCAACCACACUUUCUAUAACCUUUCCAUGGGCACUCCCUACCAGCUGUCACUAGAUGCUACUUCUGGCCUCUUCCACAUUGGAGGACCCAAUGCCACCGCGUGGACCUAUCCCUCUGUCCCUUCUGACUUGCUGCUGACUCCUUGGCCCCCUGGGCUCUCGGCAAGCUGGCAGGCAGGGCCAGGGCACCUGGAUGGCUACCUGUUACGGCUGAGUGGGCAGGUUGAGAGGAACAGUACCUUGGGACCUGAGGCUCUCAACACCACCUUCCCAGGCCCUCUUCCUGCUGGCCACUACACUUUGGAACUCACAGCCCUAGCCGGACCCCACGGUGCCUCAGCUCAGGCUGAUGCCUGGCUAGAGUCCUUUCCAGAUUCCAAGGCCAGGCCCCAGCCUGGGGUUCUCCAGUUAGCCGGACUGCAGGCAUCAAGGGAGCCAGGCCGCAGGGUACUGCUCUAUGCCGAGGGCUCCCCAGAUGUCAUUGCCAACGUUUCUGUGUUGCCCAAUGCCACCCACGUCACUUUCCGAGGGCUGGUGCCAGGUGCCCAAUACCGAGUCGAUAUUAUCUUACCCUCAGGGGUCACCGCUCAGAGCAUGGUGGGGCAUACCUGGCCCUGGGCUCCACAGUCACUGGAAGUCGCAAGCAGGGGCAGCACCUCCAGCCUGGAUGUCCGAUGGGUAUCUCCAGAAGGAAGGAGGGAUGGGUACAGGGCUUCCUGGCAGGAAAAAGGGACCCAGAAGACUCUAGGCUUCCUCAGUGUGGGCAGCAAGCAAACUAGUCUGACUCUUACGGGCCUCACCCCUGGUUCCUGCUUCCUCGUGUCAGUUUGGGCCUGGGCUGGGCACCUUAAUUCUACCACCCAGAAGGCACAUACUUGCACAUUUCCUGCUACCCCUGCCAACCUGAGCCUGGGAAGUGAAGGCAAACCUUCUACCCUGACUGCCCACUGGAGCCCACCUCCUGGGUCCUUGGAUGGCUACCGGUUAUGGCUGUACCACCUAGCACCUCUGGGACUGAAGGGAAAAGAAGCACUCUCUUCUGAUAUUCAGAGCUUCUCCUGGUCCCGGCUACCCCGAGGCGUGGAGUUCAUGGUACAACUGGUGGCCCUGCGGGGUGUAGAUGAGAGUGACGUUAUAAAUGCCACAGCCUGGACAUAUCCUGAGGCACCAGUAAACCUGACUCUCUUCAAUGUGGGCAGUCCCGAGGUCUCAGCCCUACUUGCGUCCUGGAAACCAAGUGGAGCACAGAGCUUUGAGCUUACUUUGUACCAGCUGCCAUUGGGCAAUGCCACUCACCGUGUUAUCCUCAUGGGAAAUGUCACCAACUACACCUUCUGGGGGUUGGAGCCAGGAACAGCUUACACUUUGAGGGCUGGUGGCAUUGGGGGGCCUUACCAGGCCUGGGCUCCCAACCUCACUUCAUGGACUCUUCCCUUGGCCCCAGCCAUGGUAAAUGUGACCAGUGAGGACCCAACCAGGCUACGUGUGUCCUGGGAUCAGGCCUCUGGGAGCCUGGAUGGCCACCGAGUCACCCUUCGCCAGGAAGGCACUACAGUGAGCACCAGGGCUGUGGGACCUGAGGUGAACAAUAUCAGUUUUUCCAGUCUGACUCCAGGCACCAAGUACUGGGUGGAGAUUGUCUCUUUAGCUGGGCCCCACCAUUCUGCAGCAGCCAACGUCACCAGCUGGACCCCCCCACUGGUGCCCAAAGAGCUGUCAGUGACCAUGCAAGGGGCCAGUGCCAUGGUGGCUUUGACUUGGGCUGCUGUCCCAAGGGGGCAGGAGGAAUGCCAGGCCCAGCUCUUAGAGUCUGGACAGUUAUUCCACAGGCAACCUGUGUCCCUGGGCCAAGCCCGCUUCAUCCUAAGGGGCCUGACUCCUGGGCAUACCUUCUUCUUCUCCGUGCUGUGUCAAGCUGGGCCUCUCCAAGCUUCUACCAGUCCAAUAGUGCUGCUCAUUGAGCCCAGGCCAGUGGAAGAUGUGCAGUGCCAAUCCGAGGCCACCCACCUGGCACUGAACUGGACAGUACCUGUAGGAGAAGCAGGUACCUGUCUGGUAGUGGCAGAGCAGCUGGGGACUGGGGGGAAAGCACAACCCGUCUUCAGUGCCAACACCUCCCAGAAUGCUCUCCGGCUCCCUGGCUUGACACCUGCUGCUUCUUACCGCCUUAGUCUCACCUUGCUGGGGAGAAAUGGGCUAUGGAGUCAGACGGUCACUGUGCUGUGUACCACUUCUCCAGAAGCCUGGCACCCCCCGGAGAUGGCAGCUGCCCCUCACUUGGAGUCUGCGGCAGGUGCUGGGGUGGUGAUCACACGGGACAUGUUUGGUGAGGAUAACGGACGGAUCCAAUGGUAUGGUGUUAUUGCCACCACCAAUGCCUCAUUGAUACAGCCAUCCCAGGAAGCCAUCUCCCACACCUGGUAUGACCAUUACUACAGAGGACUUGAUUCUUAUUUGGCUGUCUUGCUGCCCUCCCCCUUCCGCCCAGGCCCCUGGGCAAUGCCUCGCUCUUGGACAGUGCCUGUGGGCACUGAGGAUUGUGGCCAAACCCAGCAAACCUGCAAUGGGAAACUCAAGCCAGAUGCCCAAUAUAGGUUCAGUGUUGCAGCCUUUACCAGCUCAGACUCGGUCAAUCCUACUGUCUCCUUUACAGCCUUCUCAGAGCCUCGGGCCAGUGUCUCAGGGGCAUCGAUGCCACUCCUGGUAGCAUCAGGCAUUGUAUCAGGUUGCCUCUUUACCCUGGGUGCCGUGCUAGGCCUGCUGUGCUGCAGACGUAUGCGGGUUAAAAGGGCAGAAAAGAAUUAUUUCUCCCAAGAGAUGACACCCUACACCCAAACGAACAUCCACCGGCCAAUUCUCAGGCAGAACUUCCGACAGAGCUAUGAGGCCAAGAAAGUCAAUUCCCAUUAUGAUUUCUUCCGGGAGUUUGAGGAGCUAAAGGAAGUUGGCAAGGAGCUGCCCAAAGUGGAGGCAGAGAACCCUGCUAAUGCCAUCAAGAAUCGCUACCCACAUGUGCUUCCCUAUGAUCAUUCUCGAGUGAGGCUGACUUUUCUGGAUGAUGAGCCUCAUUCUGACUACAUCAAUGCCAACUUCAUCCCGGGUUAUACCCGACCACAGGAGUUCAUUGCCACUCAGGGCCCACUCAAGAAGACAAUGGAAGAUUUCUGGCGGUUGGUGUGGGAGCAGCAGGUCCACACAAUCGUCAUGUUGACUGUGGGCAUGGAGAAUGGGCGGGUCCUGUGUGAGCAUUACUGGCCAGUAGACUCCAAACCGGUCACUUAUGGCCAGAUCAUCGUCCGCCUCGUGGCAGAGGAGAAAGGAGAAGACUGGACAUGCAGGGAAUUCCAGGUGCAACAUGGCUCCCAGGAGCAGGAACGCAGGAUCGAGCAGCUGCAGUUCUUAGCCUGGCCAGACCAUGGUGUUCCUGAGGCCCCCAGUUCUUUGGUCAGCUUUGCAGAGUUGGUACAGGAGCGAAUUCAGGCUGCACCUAGCACGGCACCCACCUUGGUGCACUGCAGCGCCGGUGUGGGCCGAACUGGCACUUUUGUGGCCCUGGUUCGGCUCCUACAACAGCUACAAGAGGAACAGAUGGUGGAUGUGUUGCACACGGUGUAUACCCUGCGGCAAAGUCGGCCCCUCAUGAUCCAAACCCUGGCCCAGUACAUCUUUCUGCACAGCUGUCUGCUGGAGAAGAUUAUGGAGGAGCCAGCUGGGUCUCUUGUCUCCCGGCCCAUCAAUGUGAAGAACUUCUCACAGAAGCAUGCCAAGAAGUUGGCCAACUCCAACGCUGGCUUCCUAAGGGAAUAUGAACUCCUUCUGGAAGCCAUCAAGGACCAGGGUAAAGCCCGACAUCCGGUGGGCAGUACCUUCUCCCUUCUCCUUCCCUAUGAGCAUAGGAGAGUGGAGCAGAGUCCCACUGACUCUCUUCAGCCCUGGUUCUUUCCAGGGAAAUCUUCCAUCCCAGACCAAGUAGCACUGGCAGGUCCUGCAAAGGCAGAAGAGUUCUGGCAGUUGGUGUGGAAGCAUGGUGCCCAUGUUCUAGUCUCCUUGCGCCCUCUGGAUACUCAGAAUGAGGAAUGGUGCCCGGCGUUGGAGCAGCCCAUCUGCACCAAGACGUUGACUGUCCGCUGUGUGGUACAGAGUGACAUGGCAGGAUGGUUUUGUCUUCAUCUGAACAUCAAACAUGAAAAGAAAGAAAAGGAACUCGGGGUGCGACUGCUACAGUUCCCAAGCUGGGAAAGUGGGCAAGAGCCUCCAGCCCAGGUCCUGUUGUCCUUCCUGGCAGCUGUGGAUCAGUGCUACCCACAGGUCAACAGAAAGAAGCCAAAAACAAUACUUGUUUACUCCAGCUCAGGAAGGGUCCAGCUGGGGAUUUUCUUGGCUGUGGAGAGGCUGCUGGAGCAGGCAAAGUUCUGGGGCUCGGUGGACAUCUUUGGCGUGGUCCUGCAGUUGGCACGGGCCUGUGGCUCUAUGACGCCGACGCUGGAUCAGUACAUUUACCUCUACAGCUGUGUGGGCAGUGCCCUGGCCAAUGAGCUAGCCUAAGGGAAGGGGUGCAGCUGCCCAGGAGCUAAAGAGUCUUGGAGCCCUUCUGCUUUGGAUUCAGAUUGAACUUGGCUUGGCCAGUGCGGAUGAGUCUCAGGGGCCUGGCCUGCUCCCCCGCUGUGGGGGUGGUCUCCAUGUCCAGUCUCCAGGACAGGACUAUGAAAUCGUGGGCCUCUGCAAAUAAACAUAGAUGAUCAAAAACUAAGACUGGGUGUAUUCUGUCAUCUUCUCUUCAACUCCCCUCUUAGCCCACACUAGGGUUAGAAGAAGGGUCAGAGCCAGGAAGUAGUCGAGUGAAAAGAGA